This is a messenger RNA of Lutra lutra (Eurasian river otter), 1346 nucleotides long. RefSeq names its product translation initiation factor IF-2. The transcript has 4 exons. The coding region runs from base 1 to 921 and encodes 306 amino acids. The record is from RefSeq and is a predicted model, not a curated record. Lineage: Eukaryota; Metazoa; Chordata; Mammalia; Carnivora; Mustelidae.
AUGGGAGUGACAGCUGGCCCUACCCGCACCUCCCUGCUCACCCGACUCCGGCCGCGGACGCCCCCAAUCGCCAGCUGUGCCAGAGAACCGCGAGGGGUGGCAGGGGAGCACCGGGCGUCCAGAGCCCCGGCCGCAGGCCGCUGGGCGCCGCGCCGGAGGGGACUAGGAGGGAAAGCUCCGCAAGGGGCCCGGCCCGGCCGGGCCGAGCCGAGCCGAGCCGAGCAGGGAGGGCGGGCCAGGCGGGCCAGGCCGGGCUGGGGGGUCACUCACCGGGCUGGGCCGGGCGGCUCCCUCUCCGCCUCCGCGUCGUCGCCGUCCCCGUCCUCGGCCGCCGCCGCCUCGGGCUGCUCGCUGGGUCCCCGCGGCGCGGCUCGGGCGCUCGGCCCCUCCGUUGUCUUCCGCCUGCUCCUGCUCCCGGCGACCGACUCCCGCGGCGGCGGCGGUAGCUGCGCGGGCGGACGGCGGCCCAGGGGCUCCCGCGGCGGCCGCUGCACUGCUGCGCUCACUCGCUUGGGCUGCGGCUGCGGCUGCUGCUGCGGGACCAGGCGCCGCCUUCGCCUUCGCCGGCUGCUGGAGGAUCAGUCUCUCCCAGGCCUCGCCGCUCCCCGCUCCCGGCCCGAGCCCGGCUUUGACGUACGCACUGCGCAGCCGCGGAGGGCACGACGUCGGGCGGUGCCGCAACGCCCCCUGCGGCCUCGGGCGCGCCCCAGCGGCCGGGCGGACUCGCGACAGCGGAGUCCGCGCCUAGGCCGAAGCAGGAGGGGACGCAAAGAAAAAGCAGCAGCCGGAGCACCGGAAGAAUGGAAGUGCCAAUGUGAACAAUUUAGUAGCAAGGAAAAAUUCAAUAAUGAAGGUGAAUUUUGCCUGUCGCAGCUCCAGGGAGGACCCCCGCUUUGGUGGCGGCCAGUGCAUCACCCCUGAUUGUCCUCCUGAGGCAAAACCACAUGCACCCUGAGGCUUUGUUCAGCCCCCCGUGACUUAACCCUGUGGGCAUCCACCUUUCAACAGCUCAAGACAUGAGUGAACUGAGAGAAGGACAUGUGGCCCCAGAUACCUUGGGUCCUGGUGGAGUUGUGAAAGGGGGACAGGAAGAAAUCAGUCUGACAUCUUCCUGAGCUCGGCCAGGCAUAGACACACUCCCAAAACAGGAAAUGCUAUUGUGACAUCUGAGGUCCCAGCCCAGAAAGGUGCCGGGCAGAGCACAGGUGUCACUUAGGUCUGGGGAGCUGUCUAAGUGGCUACUAUGAAGGUCAAGGGUGAGCCUGAAAGUUAGAAAUGCCAGGGGCCAGCUCUAUAAGCUGGGGUGGGGGGCGGGGAGAGGGGAGGCCCCAAAGAGAGAAAGUCCA